GCAAAUAUCGAGUCUUUAAUUCUAUCUGCACGACGUGAGGGAAAAACAACAUGGAGGGAUUGGUUCUUUGCUCUGCAAACUACACACCCUUAACUCCUCUAAGUUUUCUGGAACGUGCUGCAUUUGUUUACCGCAAAAGGGUUGCCCUAAUUCAUGGAAAUACAAGUUUCUCAUGGGAAGGCUUGCAUGGAAGAUGUGUCAAGUUUGCUUCUGCUCUUUCUCAGCUUGGCGUCUCCCCUGGUGAUAUUGUGGCAGCAGUGGCACCUAAUGUUCCAGCACUCUACGAGCUGCAUUUUUCUGUACCAAUGGCUGGGGCAGUCCUUUCUGCACUUAACCCAAGGCUAGACGCUGCCACUUUAGCACAACUACUUCAACAAUUAGAGGCCAAAGUCAUUUUUGUAUACUUUGACUUCAUUGAGAUUGUGCUUCAUGCACUUAACAUUCUUGAAGAAAAAGACAAGCCAUAUCUUGUAGUCAUAAUCAAUGAAAGCAAAGUAAAAGAACUACCAGUAUUAUCAGCACCAGCGAAUAUUCUGGAUUACUAUACCCUUCUAGAAAUGGGGCAGUCCAAUUUCAAGAUUGUGUACCCGAAAAAUGAAUUUGAUCCGAUUUCCGUAAGUUUUACUUCUGGAUCAACAGGGAAGCCUAAAGGAGUAGUGUAUAGCCACAGAGCUGCAUAUUUGAAUGCAAUUGCUGAUAUUUUCAGAUAUGAGAUGCAAAAAAUGCCUGUUUUUCUCUGGACAGUGGACAUGUUCCGAUGUAACGGAUGGUGUCUCCCCUGGACCGUAGCUGCUUUGGGCGGCACUAAUAUUUGCCUUGGCGAAAUCAAUGGGAAAGAAAUUUUGGAUGCUAUUUACCUUCACAAUGUGACACAUUUUUGUGGAGCACCAAUGAUUCUUACAAAAAUUUCAGAUGCCAUAGCCACAAAUCAGCCCUUGUUACCUCACCAGGUGAAUGUAACAGUAGCAGGGGUAUUGCCACCACUAGAAAUUCUGACCAAACUGGAAGAAUUAGGCUUUAUUAUUAACCAUGCAUAUGGUAUGAGUGAAGCACUUGGUCCAAUGAUAUCAAUGUCUAGGACAUAUCAAGAUGAAUUUUCCAAGUUGAAUGAAGAUGUGAACGUGAAAAUUCGUGAAGGGAUUCACAGCAUUAUGAUGGAAGAAGUUGAUGUAAAAGAUCCAGAGAGUAUGAAAAGUGUGCCAGCAGAUGGGAAAACUACAGGGGAAAUCAUGUUUAGAGGCAAUGCUAUGAUGUUAGGGUAUUUGAAAGAUACUUCAAAAACUGAAGAAGCAUUUGAGGGAGGGUGGUAUAGGACUAAAGAUCUUGGAAUUAAAUUCCCAGAUGGGUAUAUAAAACUGAAGGAUCGCAUCGUUGACAUAAUCAAAUCUGGGGGGAAAAUUAUAAGCACUCUUGAAAUUGAAGCUGUUUUGAUUAGGCAUCCUAUGGUUUUGGAGGCUGCAGUUGUAGCACUACCUGAUGAUGUCGUAGGAGAGACCCCUUGUGCUUUUGUGAAGUUGAAAGAGGGGUGUUUUAUGACUGAAGAAGAAAUUAUCAAGUUUUGUAAAGACUGGCUACAGGAUUACAUGGUUCCAAAGGCAGUAAUCUUUGGUGAUUUACCACUCAAUUCUUCAGGGAAAAUUCAGAAAUUUAUACUCAGGGACAAGGCCAAGGAAUUGAAACGCCCACUUUCAUAGUGACCCAUUGUGCACUUAACCGUACGAGACACAAUCUCUCAAAAGAUUGAUGUAUAAUUUUAAAAUUUGGCAUGCAAAGUUCGUUGAAAAGUUAAUUUGACAUUAAUAUUGUUGAACACUUUAAGGUUUGUUUUUCAUUUUCUUAAAUUCAUUGUCUUGGAAGUGUUUUCUUUUUGUUGCUAAUCAUUGUUUUGAAAGUUUGAAGUGGGACAUGAUUCCUUUAAGAGAAACGUAUAUUUUUAGUCGCUACACAAAAUAAUACUUGACUAAAUGCAUAUAUAAUAUGCAUAUUUUAUAUA
This is a messenger RNA of Nicotiana tabacum (common tobacco), 1993 nucleotides long. RefSeq names its product butanoate--CoA ligase AAE1-like. NCBI's taxonomy places the organism in Eukaryota, Viridiplantae, Streptophyta, Magnoliopsida, Solanales, Solanaceae. The record is from RefSeq and is a predicted model, not a curated record.